AUUUGUUAUAUAACUAUGAUUUUACUAUUAUUAAUGCGUUUUCUAAUAUGCAAACAGGCAGAAUGCUUUCGAGAAAGAGUGAAUCUGAUGGAGAAAGAAUGUCACCCUAAAGAAAUGUAUUCUUCCUGUUUUGUUCACAAACUUCAUAAUCAUACUAAAUUCAAAGUUAUUCUUACAGAUGAAUUUAUGAACGCACUUGGAGAACCUGGCUGUAAAAGAUUGAUGAAGAUGAAGGGAAACGUUGAAAUAGUUUGUCAGCAAGAAGAUCUCGAUAAAGAUUUUGAUAUGAUGUGUUCAACAUUCGCUUUCAGAGAUACGGAAGAAUAAGAACAUUCUGAAGCAAUCGUAACAAUUAAAUGUCUACUCGGAAUUUUUAUGCAUUAUUAAAUAUUCAAAACUCAAAAUAUUAAUUCUUGAAUAUUGUUUUGCUAUAUUAUAAAUCUGUUACUUUAAAGUUGCGCUUGUUUAAGUGAAAAUAUUUAAAAUUUAUAUUGAAAUUAAAGCAAAUAAAAUAUCAAA
Centruroides sculpturatus (bark scorpion) is the source of this 519-nucleotide messenger RNA. RefSeq lists its product as uncharacterized. The coding region runs from base 16 to 327 and encodes 103 amino acids. The transcript is spliced from 5 exons. The record is from RefSeq and is a predicted model, not a curated record. NCBI's taxonomy places the organism in Eukaryota, Metazoa, Arthropoda, Arachnida, Scorpiones, Buthidae.